This is a messenger RNA of Acanthocheilonema viteae, 1080 nucleotides long. NCBI's taxonomy places the organism in Eukaryota, Metazoa, Nematoda, Chromadorea, Rhabditida, Onchocercidae. The record is from the annotation of a GenBank genome assembly.
AUGCGAUCCUCUUCAUCAGUUGGAAGCAUUAGCUCUCAAACAAAAAUUUCAGCAGCAACAAGUGGAUCAUCAGCAGGAUCAGCUCGUGAAAUUAGUUCACAAAUUUUAUCAGACAAAGAAGUUGAUAACUUAAUGGUGAAAUUAUUCAACUGUAUUACGAUAGAUUCGAGAAAUCGUAAAGUGGUAAAUGAUGUGCUCAAAGAUAUUAAUAUUAUUGAACGCAUGAUUGGACGUUCUAAAGAAAUAUUGCAAAAAGAAUGUUCUUUGUUGGAAGUUACCGUACCCAUCCAUAUUUGCGGUGAUAUUCACGGGCAAUUUGUGGAUCUUUUACGAAUUUUUCAACAAUGUGGUCGGCCACCCUAUGAGCGAUAUCUUUUUAUGGGUGAUUACGUUGAUCGUGGUCCAAAUAGUUUGGAAGUAAUAUGUUUGUUAUUACUCAUGAAAAUUAGCUUUCCGGCAAAAAUGUUCCUGUUACGAGGAAACCAUGAAUGCUCACUUAUAAAUCAAGCUUACGGUUUUCGGGAUGAAUUAGAGGAACGAUUCCAAAAUGGUGAUUUGUUAUGGAUCAAAUUUCAGGAUUUAUUUAAUUGGUUACCAUUCGCAGCACGUGUUGAUAAACGUAUACUUUGCAUGCAUGGCGGUUUGUCACCAAAAAUGACAAAUCUUGAUGGUUUACGACAUUUAAAAAGACCAGUGGAUCCGAUUGAUGAUAGUAUAGAAGUCGAUUUGUUAUGGUCUGAUCCAGAUGCUAACAUGUCAAACGAGCCAAAUGACCCAUAUUUUAGGCCAUCAUUACGGGGUAUUUCGCAUCAUUUCAAUCAAAAAGCAGUAUUAGCAAUAUGUCAACAGUAUAAAUUGGAUUUUAUUGUACGCGCUCAUCAGGUUGUACAGGACGGUUAUGAAUUUUUUGCUGGCCGCCAUAUGAUUACUCUUUUUUCGGCUCCAAAUUACUGUGGUAAAUUCAACAAUUGUGGCGCGGUAUUAGCAGUUGACGAAGAAUUACGGUGCUCAUUCGUGAAGUUAACACCAAGUAAAUAUCGGUUAAAAGUACGGUCAAGUAAACAAGAUGAAGUGGACAUU